AUGGCAAAGGUUCAGGUGAACAGUGUGAUAGUACUGGAUAACCCGUCUCCGUUUUUCAAUCCAUUCCAGUUUGAGAUCACUUUCGAAUGUAUAGAGGAUUUGCCUGAAGAUCUGGAAUGGAAAAUAAUUUAUGUUGGGUCAGCAGAGAGUGAAGAAUAUGAUCAAGUCUUAGACUCAGUUCUUGUUGGACCUGUGCCUGCAGGAAGGCACAUGUUUGUGUUUCAGGCCGAUGCAGCAGAUCCUUGCCUGAUCCCUGAUGCAGAUGCAGUGGGCGUUACCGUUGUGUUGAUUACUUGCACUUACCGAACUCAGGAGUUCAUUCGCGUUGGCUAUUAUGUGAACAAUGAGUAUGUUGAUCCAGAGCUCAGAGAAAACCCACCUGUAAAGCCUGAUUUCACUAAGCUCCAAAGAAACAUUCUAGCCUCAAACCCACGGGUCACACGCUUCCACAUUAACUGGGACGAUAGUGCUGAGAAAAUGGAUGAGUCCACAAACCUCAACAUGCAGCCCCUGCUGGCUUCAAACACCUCGCCUUCAGCUUCAAAGGGACUUGUCACAGGGAAUUCACUACACCUCAUGUCAGACUCACUCAUGAACUGUCUGUGA
Molecule: messenger RNA, 606 nt
Organism: Megalops cyprinoides (Indo-Pacific tarpon)
Lineage: Eukaryota; Metazoa; Chordata; Actinopteri; Elopiformes; Megalopidae
Product: histone chaperone ASF1-like
Exons: 4
Coding region: 1-606 (201 amino acids)
Biological process (GO): DNA replication-dependent chromatin assembly
Cellular component (GO): nucleus
Molecular function (GO): histone binding
Source: RefSeq, a predicted model, not a curated record